AUGCCUCCACUACUAAACCUCAAUUGCAUUUUGGAAAUAUUAUAUUUAGAUAAUAAUUCUUUAUUUUCAUGUUUAUUUCUAAAUUCUGUUUAUUCCAAAGAGGUAUAUGGAGGGACGUUUGGAUUCGUGCUGAGUCAAAUAAUGAUUUAUCAAAUAUCUCAUUACCUGAUUGUUUGCCUUCCCGACGAUUCGAAAGACUAUUUAUGUCAAGAAUAUAACGAGAAUAACAAGGACGAAAUAUUCAAGACAACGCAUCCAAGGUAUAAAUAUGCAUCGUAUUGCAAAGUCCUUAAUAUUCAUAUAAUCAAGCAUGCGAUCAAUAAUUUUGAAAAAGAAUUCGAUAAUGGAUACUUAUUAUCAGAAUUAUUAAAAAUGUUUAUGAAUGAUGUCAGAUCCUUGAAAUCAUUGGAGAGGUUCAAUUUACUAGAGCAAAUCUCUCAGAGUUGA
Messenger RNA from Funneliformis caledonium, 447 nucleotides. The record is from the annotation of a GenBank genome assembly. NCBI's taxonomy places the organism in Eukaryota, Fungi, Glomeromycota, Glomeromycetes, Glomerales, Glomeraceae.